AUGAAAUUUGGAGAGGCGUUCACGGAGUACCUGCAUGGAGAACAGGACAGGUUCUUGGAAAAAUGUGGGCAUGUCGAAUAUAACACUCUCAAGAAAGUACUCAACACCUGUCGGAGCUGCAACGCUUUACGUCACUCUUGCACUUCUGAUUCUUCUGGCUGCCAAUGCCAAUCUUGCCCAUUGUGUGAUCAGAAAUUCUUUUCUGAGUUGAUGAAGGAAGCUUCACAAAUAGCUGGAUGCUUUAGCUCGAGAGUCAGGCAUCUCCUUCAUCUUCAUGUUGCCACUGGAAUGCAAAGAUAUGUAUUGAACUUGCGUCGUUGUUUCAGGAAUGAUCAGCAAGCCAUGGUACUAGAAGGAUGGAUGCUGAUUGAAUACGCUCUCAUGAAUGCGAUUGCAAUCAGAAAGAUUCUUAAGAAGUAUGACAAAAUUCAUGGAUCUGUAAACGGAAGGAAUUUCAAAUCCAAGUUGCGGGCUGAACAUGUUGAGCUUUUGCAAUCACCUUGGCUUAUAGAAUUGGGCGCCUUUUACUUGAAUUCUAAUGGAUCAGAUGAUGGAGGCUUAAAGGAGUUUUCUAGUAACUUUUCCUGUGAUUUCAAUGCGAACCCACCUGUAAUGACAUUGAUGCUUCCACAUCUGAUAAAGCUAGAAUUUGAUCUGACUUGUGCUAUUUGCUUGGAUAUUGUUUUUAAUCCGUAUGCUUUGAGUUGUGGUCAUCUUUUCUGUAAGUCCUGUGCUUGUUCAUCUGCUUCUGUGUUUCUCUUUGAUGGCCUUAGAGCAGCAAGUCCAAAGUCGAAGUGUCCAAUAUGCAGAGAGGUUGGAGUAUAUGCAAAAGCAGUGCACAUGUUAGAACUGGAUAUGCUCUUAAAAAGAAGGUAA
Quercus lobata is the source of this 876-nucleotide messenger RNA. Its product is annotated as probable E3 ubiquitin-protein ligase BAH1-like. The record is from RefSeq and is a predicted model, not a curated record. The transcript has 5 exons. Lineage: Eukaryota; Viridiplantae; Streptophyta; Magnoliopsida; Fagales; Fagaceae. Bases 1 to 876 code for a protein of 291 amino acids.